Pyrgilauda ruficollis (rufous-necked snowfinch) is the source of this 1357-nucleotide messenger RNA. Its product is annotated as E3 ubiquitin-protein ligase TRIM35-like. Gene Ontology annotation, molecular function: protein binding; zinc ion binding. Lineage: Eukaryota; Metazoa; Chordata; Aves; Passeriformes; Passeridae. The coding region runs from base 75 to 1292 and encodes 405 amino acids. The transcript has 3 exons. The record is from RefSeq and is a predicted model, not a curated record. Gene Ontology annotation, biological process: innate immune response; positive regulation of apoptotic process.
UCGGUCCGGUCGGGGCAGUUCGGGAGGGAAAAAAAUUUUUAAAAAAUCGCGUUCCCAAAAUCCCUCCCCGCAGCAUGGAAAAAGAAGACGAUCCCUGCUCCAGCAGCUCGGCAGCUCCGUGCAGCACGCAGGGCUUGAAGGAGGAAUUGCUGUGCCCCAUCUGCUACGAGCCGUUCCGGGAAGCCGUGACCCUGCCGUGCGGCCACAACUUCUGCAGGAGCUGCAUCAGCCGCUCGUGGGAGAACCAGCGGCACGCGUGUCCCCUGUGCAAGGAGAGGUCCUCGCUGGAAGAUCUCCGCGUCAACCACACGCUCAAGAACCUGGUGGAGCUGGUGAUGAAGGAGGAAGGGCAGCGGCAGAGCCGCGGCGUGGCUCUGUGCCCGCUGCACCAGGAGGAGCCCAAGUUCUUCUGCCUGGAGGACAAGGAGCUGGCGUGCUUCGCCUGCCAGAGCUCCGAGCAGCACGAGGGGCACAAGAUGAGGCCGGUGCAGGAGGCGGCGGCGGAUUUUAGGGCCAAGCUGGCGAACAUGGAGUCAUCCCUGCGGGAUAAGGCCAAGGAUUUCGGGGCCGUGCGGCGAUCCUACGAAUCCAUCUCCCGGCACAACGAGGGAUGGAUCCAUGGAUGGAUGGAUGGAUGGAGGGAUGAAUGCAUGGGUGGAUCCACGGAGGGCUCCAAAGAGGGAUCCCUACCAAGCUGCGAACUUCCCAUAAAACAUUCCCCUUCCCGGCCAGUCCCCUUCAGCCUGGACCCCAACUCUGCCGCCGGCUGGCUCUCCGUGUCCGAGGACCUCUCCAGCGUCUCCAGCUGCGGCUACAAAGGCUCCGUGGAAAACCCGGAGCGCUUCACCUCCGCCCCCUGCAUCCUGGGAUCCCGCGGCUUCUCCGAAGGCUUCCACACCUGGGAGGUGGACCUGGGCGGGCUGACCAACUGGAGGGUGGGCGUGUCCCGGCCCCACAAAGGAUCCCACUGGAGUUUCCACCACGAUUCCCGCUCGGGCUUCUGGUACAUCUACCACCUCCACGGCAAGGACGAGUGCCGGGCGUCCAACGCCGUGCGCUCGCAGACGGCGCUGGGCAACAUCCGGCGGGUCCGGGUGGAGCUGGACUGCACCGAGGGGGAAUUGUCCUUCUACGACGCCGAGCUCCAGAGCCACAUCUACACCUUCCACGAGAAGUUCGGCGGCGUCGUCUUCCCCUAUUUCUACGUGGGGAGCUCCCAGGGGGACGCCAACACCAACACGCUCCGGAUCUGCCCGCUCCGGGUCCGCGUCCUUGAGGAUGUCCCCACCUAGGGCGCCUCCUGGUGGGGUUCUCCGGGUGUUUUUCCAGCUUUUCCAGGUGGGAAAAAGGAGGAUGA